GCCGAGCUCCAGCCGGGAGGGGGGCGGGGUGCGCGUUCCUGUCUCGGGGGGGGUGUCACCCGGCUGGCCCCCGCGUCACAGAGGCAGGGGUUCUAGCGGCGGCGCGCGACAGGGUCCUGCUUAUCUCCAGGUUUGGUAAGGCGUUUUAAAAUAAUGGCGCUGAUGAAGAGCGGCUGGCUUUGGAGACAAAGUUCCAUUUUGCGACGUUGGAAACGGAACUGGUUUGUUCUAUGGCUUGACGGUGGCCUUGUAUAUUACCAGGAUGAGACCCAGCGUGACCUGGAGGGCAGGAUCCACAUUAAAUUCAACUGCCGGGAUAUAAAGACUGGCCGUGAAUGCAGAGAUGUGCAGCCUCCAGAAGGGAGGAGCCGAGAUUGCUUGAUGACAAUUGUGCUGCGAGAUGGCUCCAAAGUGACCCUGUGUGCAGAAAGUGAGGACGACGCGGUCGCCUGGAAGAUGGCACUGCUGGAGGCGAAAAACACCCCGGUCCAUAUGUACGACCCGUAUGAUGACUAUUACCAGACAGUGCCCUUGGAUUCCCACCAGGCCAUGUACGUCAGCUCGGGAUACUACGGCACCCAGUAUGGAGCGCCCGGCGUGACUCACGUGAUUGUCCGGGAGGACCCCUACCGCGUGUCGGGAGACCAGAUGGCUUUGGGCUUGCUGGCCGGCGCUGCCACCGGGGCUGCCCUGGGAUCCUUCAUGUGGAUGCCGUGCUGGUUCUAAGAACGCCCUCGCUUGCAAGAUGCCUCUGGACCAAGCACUUGCCCGAGAAGUUUGGGUUUUCUCCAGGCGGCCGGCGAGGCGAUGUCCUAGAAAAUAGACCGUUAUAAGGUUUCCCUCCCAUCCCCCCACGAGUCUGCACUUUGCUUGGCAUUCCCAACUAGGCGCAUUGGUGGCAUAAAUUUUCCCCUGCCUCCUAACCCAGAAGUCAUUUAAUUUUCUCAUCACUCAACACACUCCAGAUGCCCCUGACCUAGGUGGCGCCUUCCCACCCAGACCUCAAUGAGGGUCAAGCAGAAAGUGCUGCUGUUCUGGAGGGUGAAUAGUGACCUCCACUACCUCGCAGCCUCUCCGCAGUGAACUGUCAGCUCCAGCUCCUGGCCCUACUCCUACGAGGAGGAAGGAGGAGCCGAGCACAGAGCCAGAGCCUCAGAUGGUGUAUGUUGAUCAAGUUCCACUGAGGCUGGGGGGAUGAUGCCAGCUUACUCCAGCUGAGAAUCUCGGCUCGAUUGGCCCACGGGUUUCAGAUCCCUGUCGCUUAUCGGCCAGUGCUGUACAUGUAGCAGAUGUUCCAUAUGCUGCAUUUCAAAGAAAUCCUACUUCGACUUACAUAGGAAGUAACAGGAAACAGCCUCCUUCGUAUGUAGCAGCCCCUCCUCACGCCCUCGUGUGUACCAUAUAUAGAACACGUGACUGGCUAGCUGUGUAAAUGAAACACAUAUCUCAUCCUACGGGGGCGGGUAUUGCAUUUUAGACGUGAUUCUGUCUGGUCCAAGUGUAAUAGACAACGCCUACAGCGUACGUCACGUCUCAUGUAAAACGUGUUUGGACGUGAGCUAUGCAAAUCUUUCCGUGCGUCCUAUUUACACCAGUGCAUGUUGGCACUUACCCAGCCGCUCUUACACUCCACUCAGCUAUUAAAAAGAGGUGACUCACUAAUUUCA
Messenger RNA from Pelodiscus sinensis (Chinese soft-shelled turtle), 1667 nucleotides. RefSeq names its product pleckstrin homology domain containing B1 (gene PLEKHB1). Lineage: Eukaryota; Metazoa; Chordata; Testudines; Trionychidae. Gene Ontology annotation, cellular component: membrane. Gene Ontology annotation, biological process: regulation of cell differentiation. The record is from RefSeq and is a predicted model, not a curated record.